AUUAUAUCCUCCCGCUUUCGAGCAACUUUGGAAAAACCUGCUGUUUGUUACCAUGGUUACUGGCUGGUUAAAACAAUGAUUGUAUGCCUGUCAUAUUAUGAUUAGAUGUUUCUAACUUUAAUGUCGAUUGCACUCUAUUUGAACCAACGAUAUGGAGCUGAAAGAUAUUUUGCAGAUUGAUUUUAAAAGUCUAGAAGAUGAUGGGAAGCAGAUCGUGUUUGGUGUAAUAUCCACUAUUGAACCUGAAAGUAUUCCAAAGAAACAUGUGAAAAAAGUAUUCGAGAUAGCUCAGGAUGUGUUGAAGUUCAAGGGAGAAGAGGUAGAGAGCCUCCGUUCUCGAACACCAAAAUUUUCUAGUGAGUUCAACGAUGAAGAUUUAAGACGUCUUCGAGAAGAAAAUUCUAAACUAAAAAGGACCAUCAAUAAAUUGGACAGUGAUAAGGCUGCAUUAAAAACGAGGAUAAGGGAUUUAACGGAGGAUAUGAGUUCUCUGAGGAAACGUCUCCAGGAGUCAAAUACCAGCGACAAGGAUGAUUCCUCGGACCUCCUAUCUGACCUAGAUCGUAAAGAAGAACUUUUGAAAAAUAUAAAUGCCAAAAACAAACAUAUUAAACGUUUAUUGCGGGACAUCGAGACUUUGGAAAAAAACACAAUUGAACAAACGAAAGUAAUUUCCAUUCAAGAAGAGAAAUUAAACACUCUUGAAUUUGAGCUCGUUCAAAUCAAAGACAAAUUGGCGAUUGUAAACGAUGAUAAUCAGAAUCUGAAUGAUUUGCUAUCGAAAGCUAAUGAAGAGAUUGAAAAUUUGGAAAAAAUUGUUGAGCAACAGGAGACGGAUCGUGAAAAACUGGAUACAGAAUUCAAAAUGUUCAUUGGUAAACUAGAAGAAAAGGCGUACGCAUGGCGGAAAAUACUUGACGACAAAGAACAUCAAUUGGAGUCUAUUCGUAAAAAGUAUGAGGAACUAUAUUUGAAGAAACCAAAGGAAAAAGUAGAACCUGGUCAAGAAACAGAAGUUCACAGACUUAUCGAGGCAAUGCAAGAACGUGACAUUCUUAUAGAAGAGCUUGAGGAUAAAUUACGAAUUAUGGCUGAAGAAAUGAUGUCUUCCACGAAGCUUAUGAAUCAAAUUUCCGAAGAACGUGAACUAGCUGAAAAUAAGGUGCCGCACAGGAACCGACAAUGUUGCCAAGAGCUAGAAAGUGCACUGGAACAUGCAAAUAAACGAUGCAAGGAACUAUCAGAGAUGUUAGACAGUAUUGAAGAGGAUAACACUAUCAAAUCUAAACAAACAGCUGAUGCAUUGGCUACUCUUCAGGCUUAUGAAAAAGGCAAAGAUGGUCUUCCACAAUCACUUCAGAAAAUAGGUCACUUACAGCAAAAGCUUAACUCUCGCGAUAAACAAAUUAAAGCUUUAAUUAUGGAAAUUAAUUCGCUUCAUGAAAUUGCCCAGGAGAAUUCGGUCUUGAGAAAAAAGUUGAAUAUUCCAGAAGAUACUAUAAUUCUAACAAGCAACCUUACAGCUAAACAAAAAAGCAAGGAUAAAAUUAUUGAUCGUUUAACAUUGAAGCUUCGGGCAUCGGAAGAAAUGCGUUUGAACUUGAAACUUGAAAUGAAUGAAUUAAGAAAGGAACUCAAGAAUCUGAGAAGUUCAUCCCAGGACCCAAAUUCUAAAACGACUAGUGAAACGGUUGGAGCUUCUCAACCCCAAGGUGUAGAAGAAAGGCAGAUCCAGAACGAUCCGAUUCACUGUGCUAAUUGUCUGAAAAUUAUGAAGAAACUUCCAGAUAAAGAUGGCAUUAUUCAGGAAAUAAAUAAUGAAUGGGAAGCAAAAUAUUCCGGAGUAAUCGAAGAAAAUGAAAAUUUACGUGUAGGAAUGCAUGAGAUCCUUGAGAAAAUAAGAGAAUACGAUGCGUCUUCGGAUCACAUCAGUAUUGAUUGCACCAUUCUCGAAAAAUUACUUCAUGCUUUAGAUGCACGGAGCAUUAGUGGAUGGUAUCACCCUGCCAUGCGAAUGCAAAAUGAACUAAUUGCCCUCAAGGAACGGGAACAAGCUCUCAAGGAGCAAAUUAAUAUCGUUGAACGAGCGACAAUAGUCAAACAGGAUAGUAUUGAAAAACCAGUUAUUGAAGAGGCUAACAUUGCAGAUGCUGAAGCAAAUGUUGAUAUUGUUGCUCCGGAGAAAGAAACAGAAGAUUUGGUCUCUGAUCAAACUCAAUCCCUAUACCCAAUAAUAGUCCAGAAGGAUCUACAAUAUGACUCCUUGAGAGAGAAAUUUUUGGAUGUUUCUCAGAAGUACCGGGAAACUUCACUGGAAAUUGAGAAGUUAAGAUGUUUUGAAGCUCUUUAUGAAGACCUAAAAAGCAAAUUGGAGGCUUCGGACAAUCAAAUAACUCAAUAUUGCGCUGUCUUAGCCGAUAAACUAUCUACUGUCGAGACAAAACUGAGUGUUUGCGAGAAGAAAUAUAACUUCAUGAAGGAAGAUUACGAGAGAACUGUGCAAGAAUACAAAAACUUUCAACUUAGUAAUGCAGCGGUUAUUGCAGAGCUGAAAAAUCAAAUCAUAAGCAAAGGUGUUUCUGAGUUGGAUCCUGAAGAGUCUAAACAUUUUGGAAAUAAAGAGUUGGCUGAUAUCGAGACAUUUAAAAAAGAAUGUGUCACGCUCAAGCUUCAGUUGGCUUAUAUAACAAAGCAUAUCCUUCUCGAUACAACUGAACUGACCAACAUCGAGAAAAGCGCCGCGUCAUUUGUCAAAUAUGGAAUAAUUGAAGAUGACUUCAAUUUAGAUUAUAUAACAAGCCAAGAGUAUAAUCAAUUGAAAUCAGAACGGGACAACCUUGAAAGACAUGUUCAGGAAUCCACUAAGCAGCAUAAGCAGCUGGAGAAGCUUCUAGCGGUAGCAGACGAGCAGAUAAAGUCGCAACAACGACAGCUAACAGAUUUAACCGAUAAUCAGGUUAACUUGCGACAUUUAGUCGCAGAUUUACAAAGCAACAAUGAGGAAAAGUUUAUUAUAUCGAAAGCCUAUAGGGAUAUCGAAAUAGCUCGGGAAGAAAUAAGUAAAAUUAAGAUGGAAAAGCUGGAACUUGAAAAUCGCUAUAAUGAGCUGCGUUCACAACUUAAAGAUGUCGAGGAACUAAAAGAUUCACUGGAAAAGAAAAAACAAAUGGCCCAAACGAAUGACUCCAUUAAAUUACAAUUCCUGAAGAAGUCCUUGUUUAAACUGCAAGAAAACUAUUGUAAGUUCACGCCUCUGGUGUUACUAAGUGAUUUCCUAAAUGUUUAUGCUGAUUGCAUUUCAAAAUCAAAUAAGGAUGCGGAGAAUGCCAAAUGCUUUCAAAUUAUAACCGAAGAUAUAAUUUCAAAAGUCAAAAUUGAUCCAUCACUGUCUGAAACGGACAAUCUACUUAAGGCGAUAAAAUAUGAAGCAAAAUGUCGCUUUUUAGAAGAACAAGUAACAACCCUUAAUGACAAAAUACACCAAUCUGAAAAAGAAUUAGAAAGUUUACGAUUAAGUGCAGCUAGCGAUGCGGAGCACUGGAAGACAAUCAACGCAUUAUUCGCUGAACCUAGCGACAACAAGCCCAUUAUAUUAGAAGAUAAAAUGACUCAAUGUGGAGCAGAUAAAACAGAUGCUUCGACUAAUACAGAUACCAUAGAGGAACCUAAGGAUGCGGCAGUUAAGAAAGAUGCUUUGGAUGUUAAGUCCUCAGAUGAUACUGUCCUGUCAUGUCCCUCCAGUCCCAGUCUACAAGCUUCAAAUAUAAUUGCUGUUCGGUCUUUGGAAUCUCAGCUUAAACAAGCGAUGCAUUUGGCCUCAAUGCGCAAUGCAUUACUACUCGAAGCAGAAAACAAAUUAGCUGAAUCACAAGGGCGAAUCAAGGAAAUGGAAAAAUUAAUCGAAGAGAAGAAUGCAUUACUGAAGCAAGAGGUGGGCAAAGCUACUACAGUGGAUAACAUAUCUUAUCCCAGACGAUCAAGCUUGGUGGAGUCGACAAUAACCUCUCUGCAAACGCUGCUUACUGAAAAGGAUACGACAUUAAACCAUUACCAAGAACUUCUCAAAACUGAACGCGAGCAACAUACGAAAUCCUGCGAAGGCUAUGAGAAAGAGUUAGAACUAUUACAAAAGAAAAGCAAUGAGUUGGAAGUUAAAUUCAAAUCAAAACUCAGUGAAAUAACCGAGCUGCAGUCGAAGUUAGAUACGGCUGAACGAAGAACAUCAGUCGCUGCCCACUUGAAUGCAGAGGAUGAAAUCAAACAACUUGAAGAUUGUGAUAACAAUUUCAAUGAAAUUUCUGACGAAAAAAUUGAAGAAAUGUUUUUGGAUGAUAAUAAGCAACUUAGUCAAGAACUUUUGCAAGGAUCUUUGAAUUUUGAGGAAAAUGGCGAACAUAUGAAUCGAUAUAUUCAGCAGUUGCAGGCUCAGUUGCGUGAUCUUACUGAUCGCGAGAAGUUAUGGGAGGAAAGUGCAAAGGCAAAGGAGGAUGAAAUUGAGAUUCUGAAAGAGAAGUUGGCGUUACUUGAAGAACGUGAAAAACUUGAAGCGAAAGCCAGUCCUGAAAUUGAACAACUACAAGCUUUACUUGAAGAAAAAGAUAAGCAUAUUAAUGACCUUAUGGAAACUUUAUCUAGUUUUCAUGAUGAUCAGCAACGUUUCAUCAAUGAAACCUCCUUAUACUCGGCUGAUCAGGUAACUCAAUUAGGAGCAGAUCUAACUCGAUCAGAGGCAACAAAUCGAAUUUUAAGCACCCAGCUAGAGGCUCUUCGCCGCCAAGUAGCCAACUUGACACAACGCGAAAAACAAGCUCGAGAGCUAGUCAACUCCUUAAGAAAUCAACUUAUCAAACGUCCUGUGGUUUCUGUGAAAUCCGAGUUGAAUACCCGUACCAAAUUUGAACAACUUCAAAAACGGUCACAAUCAAUGGAAACCGAGUUAGAGGACCUACGAAAAGAGAAGAAACGUUUAACUAUUUUAGUGGAGGAGAAGAGGGCUAAAAAUGCAAAUGAUCUAGCUCUCUGGGAUAAGCAAAAGCGAUGGCAACAAAAUGCUGAGAAGCUGAAAACGAAGUUAGCUGAGACUGAAGCGAGUUUGGAGAAAUCGAGAAUAAUGUUGAAUGCUGCGAAAACCACUAUCAACAGACUGGAGAAGGAUAAGAAUGCGCUAGAGGCACGUUUACGAGGUGCACCUCCAAAUAAAUGUUGCCGUACACCAUCUUGCCCUAAUCUCCUCCUCACAAAGUAUUGCCCAUCAGAGACACCUGAAACAUGUACAACUGGCAGUGAAUGCAAUAGUCCAACACACCGAGAUAAUUCGCACAAAAUAAAGUAUGUUGAUGUCAGUGAUUCAAAUACGGACAUCAUAAACGCUUUAAAGUCAAGAAUCGAAUCGCAACAGAGAAGAAUUGUAGCUUUGGAACUUGAACGUAAAGGUUCCAAUGCCCUCACAUCAGAGUUAGAGAAAUGUCAAGAAAAGCUAGCAGCUGUUGAAGCACAAAAUAUUCGUCUUGAAGCUAAAAAUUUGCAGCUUCAGUUAGAUAUAGAUCUUCUGAGACAAGGCGAUGAAAAAGAGAGAUUCCAAAAACGAAUUAAGUAUCUUGAAGACUAUGUAUUAGCGCUCAAAGAAGAGCUCGCCCAGGCUGAAGCGCAAAAGGAAAUUUCAGGUGCAGACGGAAAGUUGGGUUCUGGUUCCUUGUCACAUCCCGAACAAACGAUUCUAUCACUUCGAAGAAUAGUGGAGAGAUUACGAGUGGAAAACAAAAAUUUGAAAGAAGCACGAAGUUGUUUUGAUUUUAAACGCGAUACUAAGGCUGGCGGCGAUUUGGUAAUGGAGCUUCAAGAAGUUAAGGAAAAGCUUCGACAAAAAACGCAACUGUUGGAGAAGGCGAAAAUUUUACUAACACGAGCGGCCGCUAAGGAGAAGAAUCUGAAAGAGCAGCUAACUAUUUGGAAGCGAAAGUGUUCAGAGCUGCAAAAUGUUCCGGUGAUUGAUGAAAUAAGCGAAUGAUUAGAGCAAGA
Messenger RNA from Hermetia illucens (black soldier fly), 6018 nucleotides. It is a transcript of the gene Cep290, whose product is annotated as centrosomal protein cep290. The coding region runs from base 152 to 6007 and encodes 1951 amino acids. The record is from RefSeq and is a predicted model, not a curated record. The transcript has 23 exons. NCBI's taxonomy places the organism in Eukaryota, Metazoa, Arthropoda, Insecta, Diptera, Stratiomyidae.